AUGAAACGUCGGCCUCAAAGUGCAAUAAUUACAAAAAUAGUAAAAGAGAGAUAAGAAUCAGGGAUUAAUACGUAAUAAUACUAUUCUAGAAGAGUUCAUAAUUAAUAUAUUCGAAAAAGCCAAUUCAAAAUUAGGUUGCACCAAAAGAAUAUUUUGAAGAUCAAGAGCAAUUGUAUUUUGCGAACUUAUAAUUAAAAUAAUAGUGUAAUGAGUUAAAAUUUGAAAAUUCAAAACUUAAAGCCUUUGUAGCCUAAUUAAAGGUAUCAAUAAAAUUAUACAAAAGAAAUAAAUAAUAAAAAUAGAGAAAGUAGAUAAAUAUUAGGUAAGUUGUGAUCCACUUGGAGUAGUUUAAGGUGGAGAAGGUAGUAUUGUACCAAUUUUAAAAGCUAAAGUAAAGGAAUAACGUAAUUAAAUUGAAGAAUUAUAAACUGAUUUACAUUAACAAUAUAAGUCUGUUAAAUUGACUAAAUUAUCAGAGUUAUAAAGAGAGAUUCAUAAUUAAUAAAAUGAAAUUAUCAAACUUAAAUAAGUAAUUUAAUCUGCUCUCAAUAUUACAGAUUAAGAGUAAUUUAAUUUAUAAUUUAUAAAAGUUUGGUGAAUGAUCCUAAUAUCAUUGAAAAAUUAUCCAAAUUUACAAUUACAGUACAUUAACAAGAAAAUUCAAUAAGAGAAUUGACUAUAUAAAAUGAUAAAUUAAAAUUGGAAUAUUAGGAAAUGUCUAAUGAUAAUGCAAAAUUAUUAGAAGAAAUGAAAUAAUUGAAUUUUGAGAAAAUUAAUUAUAAAAAAUAGUUGGAAGAGUAAACAAUCACAGAAAAUGAAGUAUAUUAAUAAAAGAAAAGAGAAUUUUUAGAAAUGAAAUUAUCGUAAAUAUUUUAAUUUAUUAUUAAGUGCUACUUUAAAGUAAUUAGAUACAUUGAAAGGUGAGUUAUCUUUGUAUGAAAAUAAAUCUAAAUUUUUAUAGAAGUAAAUCAAAGAUUAAGAAAAGGAGUUUAAGUAAACAAUAAUAGAAUUAUAGAAACAAAAAUAAAAUUUGGAAGAAUAAUGUAGCAAAAAAGAUAUUAUUAUGUAAUAUAGAUAAUAUUUUAGAUAAGAUUUAAAUGAUCGAAUUAAUAUUUUAGAUUUGCUUAAAUAAAAAAACUCUCCAAAACCUUCUGAUUCUCCAUUAAUGUUGUAAUAAAAUAAAUCAUUUUUUCCUCCUAUAACAUAUAGAGAUGAGAUGACUUAAUUUCCAGAAAAUUAAACAUCUGAUCUUAAUUAGGAUUUAAAUUCUAAACCUAUAAAUAAAAAUAGAUUGGAUAUUUUAUUAUAAUAAUUAAAAUUCAAAAUAAUCUCAUAAAAAUUAACUAAAGAAAGAAUCCAUUUUACAUUUUAUAACAAAGACUUCAUUUAAUUAGGUGAGGCAAUUUAAAUAUUUAUGAAUGCUCCUUACAACUUUUAAAGAUCGGAUUCUAUUGUACUUUGUAGAUACUUUAUUGGAGAAGAUUAAGGAUUCUCUAAUUAAGUAUAAUGGUAAGACACUUAAGAAGUUAAAGAGAUUAUUGAUUAAUUUUAUAAUCAUCCAAAAAUUAAAUCUGAAUAUGUAUUUGAUAUAAUUUAAUAAAAUAGUUAUCAUUUUAGACAAUUUUAAAAUAGAAUUAUUUUAGUAAAGAAGUGAAUUAUAAAUUGAUUUAAAGUAAUAUAUAAAAUCAAAUAUAUAACAAAGAUGAUUUUAUCUUACUAUUAAAAAACAAAUAUAAUUUUACUUAUGAACAAAUAGAUUAUUUGUUGAUGAUGAAUUAUUUAUAUUCAAAUGAAGUAGAAAAUAUCAACUUACACUUUUUAAGAUAAUUUAUAUAAUAAGAGUGUGAUUUAUAAACUACUCUACACAAUUUAACAUAUUUUAGUCAUGAUUCUAUUAGAUAUAUUCCAAAAAUAACAAAAAAAUUCACAUAUUCAGAUGAUGAAGAAUUUAAUUAUCCAAUAGUUGAGAGUAAAAAAUUGAAAUCGAUAGAAAAAUAGAAAGAUGACUUUAAGAAUUUAAUAAAACCACCAGAAAUAUCAAAUCAAAUUCAAAACAUUAUUACAAGUGAAUAAUUCUUAACUUUCUCAUGUAAAGUUUAUAAUUACUAAUAUAUUAGAAUUUAAAAACAAUGAUUAACAGCUUAAAAGUUCUGAAUCUAGAAAACCUAGCAAUCAUAAUUAUAGUAAUAGUGAUACUUUCCAUUAUAGUCAAUCAUAAAUUCCAAUAGCUACUUUAAAAAGACCUUCUGAUGUGUAAUAGAUCACAUCAGAUAAUAAUUCAAUUUAAUUUAAUAUUACAAAUUAAUUUUAGUCUCCUUAAUAAAAUAAAAAAAAAGUAAAUUAAAUAAGUGAAUUCUAUUCAGGAAAAGAGAUUAUCGAUUAAAAAAAUAUAAAAUAGAAUAUUGAUAAUGAUACAUAAAUUACUGAUAUUAAUAAAAAAGAGGAUGAUUAUUUUGAAGAGAUUUUAGAGGAAUAUGUUGAAGAAUUGUGA
This is a messenger RNA of Paramecium sonneborni, 2491 nucleotides long. NCBI's taxonomy places the organism in Eukaryota, Ciliophora, Oligohymenophorea, Peniculida, Parameciidae. The record is from the annotation of a GenBank genome assembly.